UAAGCAAACGUCAUGUGCGAGUCACGGCGGCCAUGUUGAAUUUCUUGCAACGCACCACGGAAAUGUCAGCUGGCAAUUGUAGUAUUAUUUCUUUGUAAUUAUUAUAAUAAAGCGUGAAGUUUAGACAAAACAUUUUUUCUGUGAUAUUAAGUGAACACAAAAAUUAAGAAAUGCCACUUUUGUGUUUUAAUUAGAAGUGAAAAUAUGACAGAAGUUAGUCAAAGGUGGCAUGCGAUUUCUCUUGCAUUUCUAUGGUUUGUGACGAAAUAAAAUGCUCGUAGUCCUAACUAAAUACGUGUAAAUUCCUUUUUAGUUCCUUACGUUAUGAUUUUAAGAGUAUUCAAGUGAUAGUUUUUGUAUUAGAGUGGUUUUUCGUUAGACUGGUUUUUGACCUCCCGUUCUUACACCUGGCCCCGUGAAGUAAGAUUACCUGUGUUCGUGAACCGCAAGAAACAUCUGUUGUUAUCUGUAAAGGAUUGAUAUAAAGGACAAGAUGAACGGCUCCGAAUCCGGGUUCAACCCGGCAUUUAACAUUGCCACCAUCAAACAAGUGGUAAAUGAGGCAAUAGAGAGAGUCGCGCCGGUUUCAGUACGGAUGCCGACUCCUACCCGACUUCGGGACCUCAUCAGGCAAAUUAGGGCCGCAAGAACAGCGGCUGAAGAAAGAAGUGUGGUGAACAAGGAGUGCGCUUAUAUACGGUCUACCUUCAGAGAAGAGGAUAGUGUUUGGAGAUGUCGGAACAUAGCGAAACUCCUGUACAUUCACAUGUUGGGCUACCCGGCUCACUUCGGUCAGUUGGAGUGCCUCAAGCUGAUCGCCAGUCCUCGGUUCACGGACAAGCGAGUCGGAUACCUGGGCGCGAUGCUGCUGCUGGAUGAGCGACAAGACGUGCACCUGCUCAUCACCAACUGUUUGAAGAAUGACCUGAACAGCAACACUCAAUUCGUGGUGGGCCUGGCUCUAUGCACUCUAGGGGCCAUAGCGUCUCCAGAGAUGGCCAGGGACUUGGCCUCGGAGGUCGAACGCCUCAUAAAGUCCCCUAACGCGUAUAUUAAGAAGAAGGCAGCGUUGUGCGCUUUCCGCAUCAUCAGAAGAGUUCCUGACUUAAUGGAGAUGUUCCUGCCAGCUACUAGGAGCUUGCUGACGGAGAAGAAUCAUGGUGUGCUGAUAACUGGCGUGACUCUCAUCACCGAGAUGUGCGAGAACAGCCCUGACACGCUCAACCAUUUCAAGAAGGAGAGCGGGCAGCGCGAGAUCGUUCCGAAUCUGGUGAGGAUACUGAAAAACCUGAUACUGGCCGGAUAUUCGCCGGAACAUGAUGUCAGUGGAGUGUCAGACCCGUUCCUGCAGGUAAAAAUCCUCCGCCUACUCCGAAUACUGGGCAAAAACGACGCCGAAGCGUCAGAAGCCAUGAACGACAUCCUCGCCCAAGUAGCCACCAAUACGGAAACCAGCAAGAACGUUGGCAACACCAUACUUUACGAGACAGUCCUCUCCAUCAUGGACAUUAAGUCUGAGAGCAGUCUCCGAGUCCUGGCCAUCAAUAUCCUGGGCAGGUUCCUGCUGAAUAAUGACAAGAAUAUCAGAUAUGUAGCUCUGAAUACACUGUUGAGGACGGUCCAUGUUGAUACUUCCGCUGUGCAGAGACAUCGGACAACCAUUUUGGAGUGUUUGAAGGACCCAGACGUCUCAAUCCGGCGUCGUGCAAUGGAGCUGUCCUUCGCUCUGAUCAACGGGCAGAACAUCCGCAGCAUGAUGAAGGAGCUGCUGCUGUUCCUGGAGCGAUCUGACGCGGAGUUCAAGGCUCACUGCUCCAGCGCCAUGGUGCUGGCGGCCGAGAGAUACGCGCCCUCCAACAAGUGGCAUCUUGAUACUUUGUUCAGAGUUCUGCUCAAGGCCGGCAACUACCUCCGUGACGACACAGUAUCGAGCACGCUACAGAUCGUGUCGUCAGCGGCGCCGGAGCGACAGGCUUACGCCGCCAUGCGUCUGUGGACAUCGCUCGAACGAUCCGCCGUCUCCGGGGACGCUACGGAGAAACAGCCGCUUAUACAGGUGGCAGCGUGGACUAUCGGUGAAUACGGUGAUCUGCUGGUGUCUGAAGCCAGUAACGCUAUUUCUAUGGUCGACGAGGAUGGAGUUGACGACUUCGUGCGUCCGUCAGAAGAGUACGUGAUCGACGUGUACCAGAAGCUGUUGUGGUCGACGCAGCUGUCCAUCAAUACUAAGGAGUACUUGCUGCUCUCCCUCGCCAAGCUGUCCACCAGGUUCACCACGCAGCCCAGUCAGGAUAAAAUUCGAGUGAUCAUCGACACGUUCGGGUCCCAUAUCCACAUCGAGUUGCAACAGAGAGGAGUGGAACUAUCGCAGCUGUACAGGAACUACGCGCACUUGCGGCCGGCGCUGCUGGAGCGCAUGCCGGCGAUGGAGGGCGCGGGCGGCGACGCGCGCGACGACAGCGACGCCGACCCCAGCGAGCGCGCCAGCCCCGACCACAAGCCCGACCACGUCGCCGACGCACUCCUGGACUUGAUCAUCGGGUCUGACUCCCUGACGAACGGCGACGUGGAGCACAAACCGUCGCAGCCGCCUGCCAGCAACAACAACACCAGCAGCAACGAUAUCCUAGACCUACUGAGCGGUCUAGACCUGACGCCGUCAGCUCCCGUGAGCGUGGUGAACAACAACACGCUGUCGGCGCCCACUCCCGCGCCGCCCGCCGCCUCGCUGCUGCUCGACGGACUGUUCGCUGCGCCCGCGCAUGUACCCACUAAUAAUGUGCAAGAUCUACCAACAGUAACAGCGUUAGAGAAGAACGGUCUCCGCAUAGUGUUCGGCGUGCAGCGCGGCGCCGACGCCGUCACGCUCACCAUGCGAGCCACCUCCUCCGGCACCUCAACCCUGACGGACUUCCUGUUCCAGGCUGCUGUGCCGAGGACAUUCCAACUGGACAUGAUGUCACCAUCUGGCACCGUUUUGCCGCCGCAGGGAGAAAUCACUCAAGUACUCAAAAUCGCUAAUCCAUCCAGGUCAGCACUCCGGCUACGGAUACGAGUGUCGUACAACGUGGACGGCGUCCCGGUACUCGAGCAGGCAGAAGUGAACAGCUUCCCCGCCGACCUGUUCAACUGACGCGCGGCCAGCCCGCCCGCAUACUGCCUCUAGCUGCUGCUAGCCGUCUACACGAGGUCAUCGAUUGUUUCUUAAUUUACACGACAAUAGUACACAAAAACUUUUGUAGGGAAAAGGUAAUUUGUUCAUGUCAUACUUGACGCUCUGAAUUUGGCUGUUAGUGACUUUAUGAUAGUCGAAAUCACAAGCUUUUUAGCGUCCCACUGCUGGGCACAGGAAAAGGAUUGAGCGUUGAGUCGAAAUCUACUAACAAAAUAAAACGCGGUCGAAUCGAGAACCGUUGCCGUCAAAUAAUUUUGCGCCCUGAAGAUGCCUCGUGCAUUCUUAUUUUUUUCUGAUCGACAGUCACUAGUAGCCACAUUCAGAAGAAAAGUUACUCUACGAGAACUGUGUGUAAUGUUAUUUAUCUAAUUACUGGGAAAUGUCGAAUCUGGUUGAUCAUUCUUUCUUAUAUGCAAGCAGAGACAAGCUCUAAUUUUCAUUCACGUUUUUAAAUCUAUACAUGCGAUACCGUAGGUGGAAAAAAGUGAAUUACAUCGUCUUUUUGUUGACAAAAUCGAUUGAAAAAAUGAUAAUAUAAAGUUUUUUAAUACAUUUGCAAAAUCUCCAACGUGGUAAAGAAUAGAAAAAAAAUAUCUACUGCACUCAGUAGUUUUACAACAAGGAUUUUCAGUUGAGAUUAAUCUAGCUUUACAAAACGGUGUUGUGAUCUGGAUAGCUGAUAAGAUCUCAUUCCAAAUAUAUAAUUAUAUAAAAUAUAUAAUUAUAUAUAAUAUGCACUGCUUAUAUAGGCUUAAUAUUAACGCUGUACAACAAACUAUUUUGCUAAAAUAAUUGAUAACAAUCGUUGACCGAUCGACCUUGUUUGUAAUGAUGGCGAUUUCUCCCUACUCGACAAAGACUGACCACAGGCCACCUUUUCUUGUUCGCGACACAGCCGUCAUGUCGAGAUGUACACAGCUUUUAAUAUAAGCUCACCAGUUUCCACUGAGAUUCGUGAAACAUUCCAUGUGUUACGUAGUGUUUAAAGUUUAUGUCCGCAGAGGGCCCAUUAUGAUUGUUGGCUUAUCGUUGGGUGACCAGAGAGCAAAUGCAAGUCUAUUUCAACUAUAAACCCUGGGGUCAGUAAAGAGGUUUUGCUUUCAUAUUUCUCUGGGCACAUUGCGUCAGUAUUAUAACAAUCUCAAAGCAACCUAUACCAGUGUGUUUUACUUACUGCUUCUAUUACAAAAAUACUAUUUUUCAACUAGCCUUUUCUGUUCAAAGGUUUAUGAAAGUGUUGCUUCUACAAUACAUUUCUAGCAUUGCGACACAAAUGAAAAAUGUUGUCAUUAAGAUUUAUUAAAUUAUUGUCUUGUGGUUUCGAGCCUUUAACAUUCCUGAAUUUGAAAAUUUCGCCCUUGGUAUGUUGUAAAUUGAUGUUUUAGAAGUUUUUGUGUCGCUCGCGCUGUACAUAAAUUGAGAUUGUGUAUGUAUAAACGAUUUAUAGUAAGCAACCUGUGAAUUGGAGGGCUGUAUGGAAUGUACUUAAAUAAAAUAUAAAUGAUCACUAAUAUGAUAAAUUUCGUGUGAUAAUGCACCUUAGUACGCAAGCCAAAGUAAUGAACUUGUGUGAAAGUAGUCAGUGAUCCGAAAUACAGUCGCGAGCUAAAAUAUCUAGUCACUCUUGCAUGUUUGUAUUGUAUUUAAGAAGUUUUAUGAACUUUCCAGUCUGUAUAAAUUGUUUUAGAACCCAAUUAUUUAUAAAUUAAUGUUUGUGCCUUGAUUUUUAGCUCGUCAUUGUAUUUUGAAUCAUAUUAUUUAAUUUCCAGAUAGUCCGUGUUCGAUGUCACUAUGUUUGAACGUAGACGACAGCAUUUUGUGUACGAAACCUGUGAGCCGCUUCAAAUGCUAGCCCGUACUGUUCGUUUUAUUGAGAAUUUUAUAUUUUGCGACGCUGUAAAUAUCGAUAAAGACAUCUCAUCAAACACGUAGUUACGCAAAUUAUGGAUUUAUUGUUAGAUUUUUACACUCGUUCGGCGACCGCCGGACAUUUUUAACAUUUAGUAAUUAGUUAUAUCGUAUGUUUAUUUUCAUCCUAUUUAUGUUUAGGUUAUCGACUAACCAGCAUAUUCUAAUAAAAUAUUGUAGGACUAUGUAAAUCUAGAUAUAAUUUUGAAGCCACUGGAAAUAUAGAAGUCGCACGUGCUCUUAAUAGUUUUUAUAUUCUCUGCAAGGCGUUCAUGUGAUCAUGAAUGCAUAUAUUUUAUUUUUGAUUAUGUAAAGAGAGCUUGGCAAAAGAUUAUAUCGUCAAUUUGGUGCUUCGUUUUACUAUAUCUGAUAAAUAGAAGGCCCUCCACAAUGUGAGAUGUUUAUGAUUUUGUGUAUAACUAAAGCUAUGUGAAAGAUGUACAUAAUGAUUAUAAUGAUUUUAUGUAAAUUGGUUAAUAAAUAUUUGAGAAUGUUUAUAUAAUCAAA
This is a messenger RNA of Helicoverpa armigera (cotton bollworm), 5590 nucleotides long. RefSeq names its product AP-1 complex subunit gamma-1 (gene AP-1gamma). Gene Ontology annotation, cellular component: Golgi apparatus; membrane coat; AP-1 adaptor complex. Gene Ontology annotation, molecular function: clathrin-cargo adaptor activity. Gene Ontology annotation, biological process: intracellular protein transport; Golgi to vacuole transport. The transcript is spliced from 20 exons. The record is from RefSeq and is a predicted model, not a curated record. Bases 494 to 3133 code for a protein of 879 amino acids. NCBI's taxonomy places the organism in Eukaryota, Metazoa, Arthropoda, Insecta, Lepidoptera, Noctuidae.